CUCCAUUGCGUUCCAAUUUCAAACUUAAUUUUGAUCUCUGAUACUUUCAACCCAUUUCGUUCUGGCGGGUUUUCUCUGAAUACUGAAAAGUCUUAUCAUUUUUCUUUUAUUCUUGAGGUGAAUAAGUGUUUCGGCCAUGGAGGUCUCGGCUACAAUUGGUAGCUCUCAAGCCAGGCUCGGAAGGCUCGAUUUGUCUUAUAGAGAUGUGGGAUUCUGUAAAGUUAGAGAUAAUUGCAGGUUUUCGACUUGUAUUGGCGCGAAUACGCGGUUGAAGAAGGCUGGGAUGUGGUUCACUUUGAAAGCUCUUCAAUCUGAAGUCGUUCGAGAUGAGAGGCAAUCUGCAUCUGGAAAGCGAUUGUCAUCGGGAAAUGGUGUCAGAUUAUUUGUGGGGCUGCCAUUAGAUGCAGUUUCUUCAGACUGCAAAGCAGUAAACAAUGCUAGAGCAAUUGCAGCUGGCAUGAAAGCAUUGAAGCUACUAGAAGUUGAGGGUGUUGAACUUCCUGUUUGGUGGGGACUUGUUGAGAAAGAUGCCAUGGGAAAAUAUGACUGGUCGGGCUAUCUUGCUGUGGCUGAUAUGGUUCAGAAAAUGGAUCUCAAGCUCCAUGUCUCUCUUUGCUUUCAUGGCUCUAAAAGCCCAUAUAUCCCACUACCCAAGUGGGUGUCCCAGGUUGGUGAAUCCGAGCCCGGUAUUUUCUUCACAGAUCGGUCUCGACAAUACUAUAAAGAAUGCCUUUCAGUGGGGGUUGAUGAUCUUCCCGUUCUUAAUGGGAAAACUCCAGUCCAAGUGUACCGAAGUUUCUGUGAGAGCUUUAAGUCUGCAUUCUCUCAGUUCAUGGGCUCUUCAAUAACGGGGAUUUCAAUGGGAUUAGGACCGGAUGGUGAGCUGCGAUAUCCAUCUCAUCACCAGCUACCCACCAACAAUGGAACUCAUGGAGCUGGAGAAUUCCAGUGCUAUGACAAAAACAUGCUUACCAUUCUCAAGCAACAUGCUGAAGCAUCUGGAAAUCCUUUAUGGGGUCUUGGUGGUCCACAUGAUGCCCCUUCCUACAACCAAUCACCAAACUCCAACAGCUUCUUUAGAGAUGGAGGAUCUUGGGAAUCUCCAUAUGGGGAUUUCUUCCUCACAUGGUAUGCUAAUCAGCUUUUAGCCCAUGGAGAUCGCCUCCUUUCUAUAGCAGCUUCAACUUUCAGUGACACUGCAGUGUCUAUAUAUGGAAAAGUCCCGCUAAUGCAUUCUUGGUACAGAAUGCAAUCCCAUCCUUCUGAGCUAACUGCUGGAUUCUAUAACACCAUUAAAAGAGACGGUUAUAAAGAAGUUGCGAAGAUUUUUGCAAAGAAUUCAUGUAAAAUGAUAGUGCCGGGAAUGGACCUCUCAGAUGCAGUUCUGCCGCAAGAAACCCUCUCAAGUCCUGAGAUGUUACUUUCGCAGAUAAUGGCCGCUUGUAGAAAUAAUGGAGUUGAGGUUUCAGGGGAAAACUCUUCAGGUUCUGGUGCUUUUGGGGGCUUUGAACAGAUUAAGAAGAAUAUUAUAGCCGCAAAUAAUGUGUUGGACCUGUUCAUGUAUCAUAGAAUGGGAGCUUCUUUAUUUUCACCAGAGCAUUUUCCUUCGUUCACAAAGUUUGUUCGGAGCCUUAAGCAGCAGGAAAUGCAUUCAAACGAUGUAGCUGCUGAAUCUCAUGUGAAGAACUCAGAAACAAGCAUGCAGAUAUGAUACUUGUGAUAUGAUGAUAGUUUUGUAUAUAAAUAUUUGUAAUGAAAAUGUAGACUGUAGGUGGUUAUGUAUGUUCCCAUGGUGUGAUCGCAUCAUCAUUGUGGGUUCGCUGUGAGAGACUUGGAGGGACUCCUCUGUAUCAUCAGAUAGAAACACUUCUUGGAAAUACCAGCUGGGUAUGCUUCAUUCUCAAACAUACAUGGUUGAAUUAUUGAAAUGCUAUGGAGAGAAGAGCUAGUUGUUGAUAGAGUGUAAUCAUGGAAGUUCAAUUUUUACUCUGUAAAGCAUGCAAUUGCACUAUCUCAGAAGAGAAAAAUAAAAUAAAUGUUCUUAAA
Messenger RNA from Neltuma alba, 2046 nucleotides. RefSeq names its product inactive beta-amylase 9-like. The record is from RefSeq and is a predicted model, not a curated record. Gene Ontology annotation, biological process: polysaccharide catabolic process. The transcript is spliced from 3 exons. The coding region runs from base 137 to 1711 and encodes 524 amino acids. NCBI's taxonomy places the organism in Eukaryota, Viridiplantae, Streptophyta, Magnoliopsida, Fabales, Fabaceae. Gene Ontology annotation, molecular function: beta-amylase activity.